Molecule: messenger RNA, 1271 nt
Organism: Haliaeetus leucocephalus (bald eagle)
Lineage: Eukaryota; Metazoa; Chordata; Aves; Accipitriformes; Accipitridae
Gene: IPMK
Product: inositol polyphosphate multikinase
Exons: 8
Coding region: 1-1182 (393 amino acids)
Biological process (GO): inositol phosphate biosynthetic process
Cellular component (GO): cytoplasm; nucleus
Molecular function (GO): inositol-1,4,5-trisphosphate 3-kinase activity; inositol tetrakisphosphate kinase activity
Source: RefSeq, a predicted model, not a curated record
AUGGCCCGUCAGGGUCGAGGAGUUGAGGUGUUGGCCCUUCUGCUGAAGGUGCCUUUUAACAUAGGCAGUGGUCAGCGCCAGAGCAAGCGGCCAAUUGGUAAUAGCACUGGUAUACUGCAGCAUCCAGAUGGGACUGUCCUGAAGCAGUUGCAGCCACCACCUCGUGGUCCCAGGGAGCAGGAGUUCUACAACAAGGUUUAUGACUCCGACUGUUGCGACAGCAUUCUUCUGGAGCUGCGGGAAUAUCUGCCAAAAUACUUCGGUGUCUGGUCACCACCUACUGCACCAAAUGAUACGUAUCUAAAACUGGAAGAUGUGACCCGUAAGUUUAAUAAGCCUUGCAUAAUGGAUGUAAAAAUAGGUCAGAAAAGUUAUGAUCCGUAUGCUUCAGCUGAGAAGAUACAGCAGCAGGUCAGCAAGUACCCGCUGAUGGAAGAGAUUGGCUUUUUGGUACUUGGCAUGAGGGUUUACCAUGUCUCUUCUGACAGCUAUGAGACGCAAAACCAGCACUAUGGAAGGAGCUUGACAAAGGAAACAGUGAAGGACGGCAUCUCAAAGUUUUUCCACAAUGGGUACUGCUUGAGAAAAGAUGCGAUAGCUGCCAGCAUUCAGAAGAUUGAAAAAAUUCUGAAGUGGUUUGAGGGCCAGCAGCAGCUCAACUUUUAUGCAAGCUCAUUACUGUUUGUUUAUGAAGGUUUGUGUCAGGCAACAACCGUGCGGUUGAGUGAUGUCACGCUGGCAGAGAAGAGAGGAGUGCCCAAAGGACUGUUAUCAGGUGGAGACAUACUGGAGUAUAAUAACAAUAUUCAUGUAAUAAAUUCUACAGAGAAUGGAAAAAUCGAGGCCUCUGUAAGUAAAGGCUUGUCCAAAUUCUAUGCACUUCACAAAAAGGCAUACUCGAAGAGGCACCACAGUCAACUCUCGCUAAAAGUUGAAAACUUGGAGCAAGACAACAUGUGGAAAAGCAGCACGUGCAUUACACAAGAGCAUCUGAAUGGAAACGUUAUACCCCAACUGGAAAAAGUUUUCUGUCACAUGCCAACAGAGAGAAAGGAAAGUGCAAACGUGGAAGUCCGAAUGAUAGAUUUUGCUCAUGUGUUUCCUAGCAACACAAAGGAUGAGGGCUACAUUUAUGGUCUGAAGAAUUUAAUCACAGUACUUCAGAAUAUUUUGGAUAACUAAAUUCUUUGCUAUGUUUUUUACUGGGGGCCAAUGAUAAAGAAGAGCAACAACAUGAAGAAUUUCUGCACUUGUAAUGCUGUAUAACUGGG